GCUCUGUUUUUAAAUAACUGCUGGAAACAAUCGGAUCUCUUACUGCUUCCAGAGCUUGGUGAGCCAAAAUCUCAACACCUACUGGGAGUUCAGAAUCACAGGGUGGAGCUGCUUAAAAGCAGACGCCACCAGCAAAGUCUCUUUAAACCAGAAGGCGUGCUUUGUAAGACCUUGGGCUUCAGGGCUAUGAGCAACUCACUGAUUUCUGAAGGAAGAGGUGUCUUGUCAUGAAAGGACUGGUAACAAGGGGCAGUUGUGGCUAUGUAUUCUGGGAACAUAGAUCAGAAGUAUGGGUCAAUCUUUUUCCAGUCCUUUGGAAAUCUAUUUAUUUUUAGAUGCUUGUAUGGCAUAUUCAUUGAUGGAAAUGACAAAGUAGUAUCAAAAAUUGUAUUCAGGUAA
Alexandromys fortis (reed vole) is the source of this 399-nucleotide messenger RNA. It is a transcript of the gene Setd9, whose product is annotated as SET domain containing 9. NCBI's taxonomy places the organism in Eukaryota, Metazoa, Chordata, Mammalia, Rodentia, Cricetidae. The record is from RefSeq and is a predicted model, not a curated record.